AUGUUCCCUCCGUUCAAUGGGGGGAUCUGGUCUCCACCUCAGUGGUCCGCCUCAUCUGGGGACAGUAACACGGGUGACAACCACGCUGAGAUACUUGCUCUUCGUAAGCAUAACCAGCUCCUCGUCGCCGAGCGCGAUAUGGCCAUUCAGAAGAUUCAACAGCUCACUGCUAUGCCCCUUACAACUGUGGACCUCAUCAUCAAGGGCAAGGUCGAUUAUCUCCGGAUGAACAAGCGCAGCGACUUCGAGCUUGUUAACUGCCUUGUGUCAACCAUCUCACAGGAACAGUUCAACCUCAACAUACCACCUAAGGGACUCAAGGAAGCCACAAUUACCCUGGGGCAGAAAUCCCUUGGGCAGCCAAAGUUCGCCGUCUACACCCAGUACUUGGUCAAGAUGAUCACUGAACAGGCCAAGUCCCUGUGCCUGACGUCGAACGGUAACCACCUCUGCCAGCAGCUCCUGGAAAAGUGCGACAGCGAGGACAAGCUCAAUUUCAUCAAGCAGAUAGAGGAGGACAUGUUCGCCAUCGCCAACGACAUGUUCGGAGUCCACGUUCUCGUUAAGGCUAUCGGCGUUAGGGAGCUCGAGAUCCUUGAGGACCUUCCCCGUGUGGCUACGAACGAAUUCGGACACUAUCUCAUUAAAAGAUUUCUCGGCCUGGAGCCGAUGUUCCAUGCCGCGAUCUUCACGGCUUCUAUGUUCAAUGCUCUCGCCCACUCCAUCCUGACCUGCUACCCGCCUCUUGCCACCAACUACUACGGUGUUCGUUUCGUUGAGACGGUCAUUGACUCAAACCGGUUGCUUCAGCGCGCCAAUGCCAUCAAGUAUCUCAACUCUCUCUGCUCUCAGAAGGACGGACGUAUUCCGGCCAUAGUCGAUGUCGCCAACUCGUCUGUUGGUCGCGGUCAUCUUCAGUUUGUCCUUCGCCACAUGCCGCGUCACGGUGACGGCGGCCUUAUGAGCCGCGUCCGCAGCACCUGUCGCCAGUUCCAGACGACCCUGCGCAACUCUCAGAGUGGAAACGAGCUCCUGCGUAGACUCGGCGUCAUCAAUACGCCUGCUCGCCGUUUCUAA
Molecule: messenger RNA, 1077 nt
Organism: Cutaneotrichosporon cavernicola
Lineage: Eukaryota; Fungi; Basidiomycota; Tremellomycetes; Trichosporonales; Trichosporonaceae
Exons: 11
Coding region: 1-1077 (358 amino acids)
Biological process (GO): post-transcriptional regulation of gene expression
Cellular component (GO): cytoplasm
Molecular function (GO): mRNA binding
Source: RefSeq, a predicted model, not a curated record